Messenger RNA from Lytechinus pictus (painted urchin), 3544 nucleotides. Its product is annotated as transmembrane protein 170A-like. The record is from RefSeq and is a predicted model, not a curated record. The coding region runs from base 179 to 550 and encodes 123 amino acids. NCBI's taxonomy places the organism in Eukaryota, Metazoa, Echinodermata, Echinoidea, Temnopleuroida, Toxopneustidae. The transcript has 4 exons.
GGCUUCGCGGGCUGAAGCUCCCCGGCCUGGUUAGCUUACACUUAGCUCCCUCGAGAUCCCAUGCAUGACUUACCAGAAGGAACGUAGUCAUCAUCAUCUUCAGUAGAGCUACUGCUAUAAUCACUGUCCACACCAGCCAUUGCCCUCGGCCGCUCUCCAAAAGUACGAUACCAUCAAAAUGAGUGACGGGUUUCCAUCAUUCCAAAGUGUUAUCAGCUUGAAGUCAAAUCCACUUGAUGACUGGAUAGCAAUGUGGUAUCAGAUUUUCUUGUGGUACCUCUUCUCAUCAUCGCUCAUACAUGCCUUGGCUGCUAUCACUGCAUUCUGUGCGUUACGUAAACACAAGAUUGGCCGUCUCUAUUCCCUCUGGAUCAUGCUAAUGGGUUUACUUGGACCAAUCACUGGUGGUAUCGCAAGCAGUGCAAUUAUAGCAGGACUAUUCUACACAGCCAAGAUAUCAAUGUAUCCUCUAUGGGCUCUAGUCUGUGGAACUGGUCAAACAUUUGUUGUAGCCCUUGUCUCGUUCUCAAGAAUAUUGGGUACAUUAUGAUGUAACUCUGAUCAUGUAUUGCUCACUGGACAAAUACAAGGGAAUUGUAAAAGACAGAUGGCUUCAGAAGUUGGAUCUGGAACAUAUACAGUAUGCCAUGAUUACUCUUUCUCCUGCAUUAUGAAAUUUGAAUACCACAUUGUACAUUCAGAGAUAUUGGAGAAUUUAACAUGAAUACGAGGACUACCAAGUGAAUGUGCAUCGUGUCAAGCCACUUAUCUGCUGUGCAAACCCUUCACUUGAUUUAAGUGGUCUGAAUUUGCAGCCUACAAUCCUUUGUGUGUAAAGAAGGAAAUUAAAACAGCAAGUAUUAUAUAUGCUAGUCUUGUAUGAAGACCCACUUGUUGUUUAAAGUUUCAGUCAGGGUCUGUGCAUGUAGACUUCUUCAAGUUUGGACAUUAUGAUGUGCCUUUGAUGGAAAUUGCUCUGGAUUCAUCUGUAGAAAUCAUGAUGAAUAUGAUGUGGUCAAAACCUAAUAGUUUUUCUCUGUCAUCCUGGAUAAUUAUAAUAUUGUGAAAGCAAUUACACAGAAGAAGUUGGAUAUGAUGUCAAGAGUCAUUGAUGCAACCUUAUUUUUUUUCUAUUCAUUAUCUUGGGUACCUUGUGAUUUUAAAGCUCUGUAACCGGCUCUGUCAUUUGUACCAAAAUUAUUCAAAUCAAUUUUUAAUCAAUUAAUGCGAAAUCAUUAUUUAGCUGUAAAUCUUUAAAUAUAUAUAUAUAAUACUUCUCUUAUAUAGCGCAUAAUAAACUGAAAGUUUCUCUACGCGCUUUACAAUAAAGGAUACAAAGUAAACAUACUACAAACAAAGAAAAUAGACUUGUGAAUUACAGAAUUACUUAAUAUUUAAACUUACAAUUAUUACCUAUAAAAUAAUUACCUAUACUGCACCUAGUUAGUUUCGGAAAAGAUGGGUUUUGAGUAAGGAAUUAAAAGUUUAAUAAGUGGAUGUCUGUCUGAUAUGUAGGGGUAAUUUGUUCCAAAGGGUUGGUCCAGCUACAGCAAAUGAUCUGCUACCAUAAAAGCUUGUGUGGGUUUUGGGAAUUUGAAGAAGUACUUUUUUGCUUGAUCGAAGGUUGCGGGGUGGGUUGUAAUCAUUUAGUAAAUUGGACAAGUAUGAUGGAGAUAAGCCAUGCUGAGCUUUAAAACCUAAACAAAGAAUCUUAAAUGUGAUGCGCUUUUCAACAGAAAGCCAAUGUAAUUUCUUUAGGGUACUGGUAAUGCCACAAAAUAUAGCCACAAAACUGCUAGGUUUUGGUCUGGACACUAUUCUUGGGAUUAUUAUCAAUUGUAUGAUAUAGAUGGCAAUAUCAGAUUUUUUUCUUUUUCAUUUAAUUGUUUAAAUUUUGUAUGUUAUUUGUAUUUCUUUUUUAUUUAUUUAUGUUUUUCAUUGUUUUUACUUUUUUUAUGGAAAUUGUCGGCAACACUUUUUCAGUCAUUAUAAGGGCAUGAAAUAUAAAUUGCUUUUAGUCAGUAAAAAUAAAAAUAAUGAUACAUUUAUGAAUAUUGGCCACAUUCAGAAUUUGCAUUGGACUUGUUUAUGAAAGUUUUUGAGCAAUAUUGGAUCUGACCAAGGAGUUCCUUGAUCUGACAUGCACUUACAAAGUGUUACGUCACUUUGGAACCACGUACCCCCGCAACGCGAAUUUGGUCUUAAAGUUUGCAUGAGACUUGAAGGAAAAAAAGUCAUGAAAUGUAACGGCGCGAUUUUUUCUUGUUACAGAUUUAUCGUGAAAAAAUGUCAAGGGGGCAAAAAUUAGCAAACUCCCACCCCCAGCUGGUUAGGGUUAAAUCUGUCUGGGAAUAAAAAAAACUUACCGUAUAUUUCUUAUAGCAUGGAGAAAAAUUAAACGAAAUGUUGUUGGCUUCCUAUUGUUUUUUUUAGACCAUGGCCUUAGUAGUUAAACUUGACUUCGAAAUACUGGCCUUUGUUUCAAUUUUAUGUGUAUCUCGUGAGUAGAACUAAAAAAAAACAAAGAAUGGUGAAUGAAUUUUAUGAAUGUUGAUUUUGCAUGAUAGAAAUAGAAUGGUAAGUGGCAAAGUUGAGAAGUUGGAGGAACACUAAUUCAAUUGUGUUAAUGCAUCUGUAGAGAUUGAAUUGGACAUAAAUCAUUUAAAUGUGGGAGAACGCAACUGUUUUGUGUAAUCUUUACCCUAAAGGUGUGAAAUUGAUAUUUACAAUCGUUGAUAUAUGAUUAUCCAUAGACAGUUACAAUUAAGUGUUUACAGCUUUGUUCAAUUGAACUUUUAUGUUACAUAGGGCACUCAUCUCAUAAAUCUUUUGUACAUGUGAUUUUUUGAUCUAUUGAGUGUCUGCUUGCAAUGCAAGGAUGACUGUAUUUCAAUUACCAGUACUUAAUCAAUUCUGUAUUUAUUGAAAUUGUAGUCUAUUAAAGGACAAGUCCACCCCAACAAAAACUUGAUUUGAAUUAAAAGAGAAAAAUUCAACAAGCAUAACACUGAAAAUUUCUUCAAAAUCGGAUGUAAAAUAAGAAAGUUAUGACAUUUUAAAGUUUUGCUUCAUUUCACAAAACAGUUAUAUGCACAUAUCGGUCGGUAUGCAAAUGAGGAACCGAUGACAUCACUCACUCACUAUUUCUUUUGUAUUUUAUUAUAUGAAGAAAUAUGAAUUUUUUCAUUUUCUCGUCAUUGUCAUAUGAAAUGAAGUUUCAUUCCUCCCUGAACACGUGGAAUUCCAUUAUUUUAACAUAUUGUGCUUCAGGCAAGGAGGCCAUUAUUGUCAAAUUCGUAAAAAUUGAUGAUAUUGUAUAAUUCAAACAAUAAAAAACAAAAGAAAUAGUGAGUGAGUGACAUCAUCGACUCUCUCAUUUGGAUAUAACUGGCUCGUUCAUAUAACUAUUUUGUUAAAAAUAAGCGAAACUUUGAAAUGUCAUAACUUUCUUAUUUUACAUCCGAUUUUGAUGAAAUUUUCAACAUUGUGCUUGUCUGAUUUUUCUCUAUUGAUUCAAAUCAACAUUUUUCUGAGGUGGACUUGA